UAAAGAAUAAUAAUUUUUAAUAAUAGAUUUAUAUAAUUAUAAAUAAUAUAAAUUUAAUUUUCUUUUUAACUUAAUUAUGGAAACUGCAAUAGUUAAACUUUCUAAAGAUGAUCUAGAAACUGUUUAUGAACCAGCCGAAGAUUCAUUCUGCAUGCUUGAUGCGUUGCAGAAUGAUUUGGGCGCUUUGAAAAUUAUGAAAUCAGUCUUGUGUCUAGAAAUCGGUAGUGGGUCUGGUGUUCUUAUUACUUCAUUGGCUAUGGAAUUGAAUAAGUAUACUCAAGGUUAUUACGUAGCUAUUGAUAUAAAUCCAAAUGCAUGUAGAACUACAAAAGUAACUGGUAAAAACAAUUCGGUUGAUAUUAAUGUUGCACAAAUGGAUUUAUUAAAUAACAUACGUUAUAAUGAAAUGUUUGAUAUUAUCUUAUUCAAUCCACCAUAUGUAGUAACGGAUAGCGAAGAAGUUACAGAUUCAAAAUUAAUUUCUAGAACAUGGGCUGGUGGAAAACAUGGUAGAGAAGUUAUGGAAAAAGUAUUUCCACACAUUCCUAAAUUAUUAUCAAGUAAUGGAAUUUUUUAUCUAGUUGUUAUUAAAGAAAAUGAUCCGAAUUAUAUAAUUGAAUUGUUCAAACGUUUAAAUAUGGUAGGUACUAUCGUUCAAGAAAGGAAAAUUAGAGGGGAACAUUUAUUUGUGAUGCGCUUUACCAAAAAUUCUAUUUUUUCUUAAUUUAAUAUUAAAAAUAAUGUUAUUAAAAAGGAGAAAAUUUAUUUUCCAUGGAGAUGAUAUAAAAUUACGUUUUUUCUUUUAAACGUAAUAUAUUAUAAUUAUAUAAAGUAAAUAUAUAUAUUUUACAUAUUUCUGUAUUAUUUAUCUUAUGUAUAACAAAUUUUUUUUACUUCGUUGACUAAUUAUUUUUUUAAUUGUUGUAAAAAAAUAAUAAAAAUUUUUUAUGU
Molecule: messenger RNA, 951 nt
Organism: Polistes canadensis
Lineage: Eukaryota; Metazoa; Arthropoda; Insecta; Hymenoptera; Vespidae
Gene: HemK2
Product: hemK methyltransferase family member 2
Exons: 1
Coding region: 77-724 (215 amino acids)
Biological process (GO): methylation
Cellular component (GO): eRF1 methyltransferase complex
Molecular function (GO): nucleic acid binding; S-adenosylmethionine-dependent methyltransferase activity; protein methyltransferase activity
Source: RefSeq, a predicted model, not a curated record